Durio zibethinus is the source of this 1897-nucleotide messenger RNA. It is a transcript of the gene SAR1B, whose product is annotated as secretion-associated RAS 1B. Lineage: Eukaryota; Viridiplantae; Streptophyta; Magnoliopsida; Malvales; Malvaceae. Gene Ontology annotation, biological process: intracellular protein transport. Gene Ontology annotation, molecular function: GTP binding; GTPase activity. The record is from RefSeq and is a predicted model, not a curated record.
UCUAACUCAAAGCACCUUCCCAACAACUCAGCCAGUCAAAACCAACGCACCCUCUAAUGUUCUCUAUACCCACAAAACACUCACUGUGACCGUCUCACCAAACAUUUCACUCUUUCUCUCUCUACUUUUUUUUUCCUUUGACCGAUUUUUAAUAAGAAGAUUCCAUUUUGUUUUGGGAAUUUUUCUUUUGGGGGUUAAUUAUCUUUAGUGAAGGAAUUAGAUCAUGUUUUUCUUCGAUUGGUUCUAUGGGAUCCUUGCUUCUCUUGGCUUAUGGCAAAAAGAGGCCAAGAUCUUGUUUUUAGGACUUGAUAAUGCCGGCAAAACGACGUUGCUUCACAUGCUCAAAGAUGAGAGAUUAGUUCAGCAUCAGCCAACACAGUAUCCCACAUCAGAGGAAUUGAGUAUUGGCAAAAUCAAGUUUAAGGCUUUUGAUUUGGGAGGCCAUCAGAUUGCUCGAAGAGUUUGGAAAGAUUACUACGCCAAGGUGGAUGCAGUUGUUUACCUGGUGGAUGCUUAUGACAAGGAAAGAUUUGCUGAGUCAAAAAAGGAGUUGGAUGCUCUCCUCUCUGAUGAAGCCUUGGCUAAUGUUCCAUUCCUCAUCUUGGGCAACAAGAUUGAUAUACCAUAUGCUGCGUCGGAAGAUGAGUUGCGUUAUCACCUUGGUCUGACCAAUUUCACCACAGGCAAGGGUAAGGUCAACUUGGGAGACUCAAAUGUUCGUCCCCUUGAGGUAUUCAUGUGUAGCAUUGUUCGUAAAAUGGGUUAUGGAGAUGGUUUCAAGUGGCUUUCUCAGUACAUUAAGUAGGUAGCUACAUGAAAUUUAGAUAUGUUUUCUUUCUAUAUGUUAUUUUUAUACUGAAUUUAAUUGGAUGGAACACUUUCAGAAAUCAUUGUUACCCACCUUUCCCCUCUUCUCCUAACCGUUUCUCUUUUUCUUCCAUUUUUGUUUGAAUUGGUAAUGAUGCUCCCUUCUACGAGACAGUGAGACAUACAAGUAAUUGAUGAUUUAUUAUGAAUGAUGAUUUGGGCCCAAUGUCAAUUUAGAGGAUGAUACAUUUGAUUUAGUCAUCUCCUCAUUGCCCAUUGAUGCUGAUAUCAUACUAAUAUACUAUAUAUUAUCUCCGGUUUAUAUAUAGGACGGAAGUAUCUUGCCUAGGCAGGAUUGUAUAUUGAAACUUGCUAAGUUUUUAUUCUUCUAAAGCUGGAUGGUUGUAUUCUAGAAGGCAACGUCUUUAGUAAAACCUGGAUUUAUUGUUGCUGCAAAUGUCAACUUUGCAAAUAUUGAACAAACCUUAUUACACAUCCAAGCUAGUGAAGAUUACUUCAACCUGAUGUUUUCCAACAGAUAUCUUAGAUCAUUUGUUAUCUUAUGCUCCCGAAGUCACAUUACUACCAUUAAAAUUCAUCUUAUUAUUUUCCUCUAUAAAUGGGGAUGUAGCUCAGAUGGUAGAGCGCUCGCUUAGCAUGCGAGAGGUACGGGGAUCGAUACCCCGCAUCUCCAUUUUCUGCUAUCCAAUGACUGGUUCCUUUUCUCACAAGACUUUCUCAACCUGUUCAAGUUUAUAACGCUCACUCAACAUAUAAGAGAUGCCAUAUUUUUGGAUUGAAUAUUUGAAGCUGUGUACUUGACACAAAUGACCAACUUCAAUUCCCAGCUUUCAAUCUCAACUGCCGAAGGCCAAAUGUUGCAAACGAAAGUACAGAGUUAGGUGACUUGUUUCACCUACUUACUGUUCUUGUUAAUCCAUUUUUGUCUUAGCUUUUUCUCCUAAACACCCUUGGCAAGUUACCAACCAACUUGUUAUUCAAAUCCAGGUGGUCUAAUCUUUGGUUUUCUUUUUGCCGUUUAAUUGUCAAUCCCUAUAGUAUCAAAUAAAACCAUCCUCUUAAUUUACCU